Penicillium canariense is the source of this 2163-nucleotide messenger RNA. RefSeq names its product transcriptional regulator medA (gene medA). The record is from RefSeq and is a predicted model, not a curated record. Gene Ontology annotation, cellular component: nucleus. Bases 1 to 2163 code for a protein of 720 amino acids. The transcript is spliced from 4 exons. Lineage: Eukaryota; Fungi; Ascomycota; Eurotiomycetes; Eurotiales; Aspergillaceae.
AUGGAGCCGCCGGAUCUGCUUCCCCGUCUGUUCGACCCGGAUUUCCAAACGCCUCUCAUUCUAGGCGAGUCGUUGGAUUUCUCGGAUUCUGAAGAGUCACAGUUUGUCGGUGCGUUUUCAGACGGCCUGUGGGCCAAGUCUGAGCCCAUCCUGUCUAUGUCUAGUUUUCAGAAGCCCGCUGCCGGCUCUGUGCUCGAUUACGCCUCCACGCGGUCUUUGCAUGAUGCUGGCUCGUACUCGACAUACGGCCAGUCUCCAUACGUGACUACUUCCCUCGUUCCCUCGCCAAUGCCCGACCAGGCUAGCCAGAUCUCGGAUUGUGUGCCAUACAUCCCCAACAACGAGUAUGCUAGCUCGUACGAAGAGUCUCAGUCCCCCAUGAUGGGUGCCCGGCCUCGCCAAGUGCCCGAGAUCGUCACAUAUAGCCCUCAGCGUGGCUGCGAGGGUACUCGGGUAGUGGUGCAGAUUCAGUCACCCUUCGACCUGCACAGCUCAUCCUACGGCGCCUUGUAUAUUGUCUUUGGCAGCAAGAAGUGCGAAUGCAACCCGCACUUCCUCGGCUUCCAGGGCAGCACUUUCCAGUAUGGCCUGUCCGCGGAUGCACCGUCAUUCAUCUCAACUGGUUCUCCCUCCGUGGCGGUGCCCAUACAGGUUGUUCUCGAGAGUCAGAGUGACUGCAAGCCAACGACCCUACAGGUCGGUGUGUACACAUACGAGCAGGUGGCUCAGCCCUCCUCUACCCAGUCGCGUAAGAGAAAGUUCUCGUCUUACUCAGACAACGCUGUCGCUGCUGCGGUGCCGGCUAAGCGGCCCGCUUCAUCCCAAGUCGUGCCCAAGGUCGAGCCACAAGAGAAUUAUACCUACCGGGACAACCGCUCUGCUUCCUAUUCGCCUUAUCUGCAACCCCUCCCCGCCAUGGCAGGCUUCGUCACUCCGUUCCACGCUGCCCCUUCCCCUCGUGCUGGAUCUACCCAGUUCUCGACUGUCUCGGUCACCCCUCAGCCGGCGCUGCGUGCCCCGUCUCCCCUCACCCCGGUCUGGAGUCCGUCCUACGUCUCUGGUCCCAACGACCUGCGGGCUCAAGGCGUCAUUAUGGCACAUGCCAUGUCCCAGCACCGGGGACCCUCGCCAGUGCGAACUUCCAACCCUACCCUGAUCCGCACUUCUACCUUGCAACAGGCGAGCGGUCUCAGCCAGAGCCAGAUCUUCAACCCGUAUGCCAUGUAUCCGGCCAAGGCUGUUCUGAAACUGAACGGCGACCUGAAUGCCAUGGGCUCCGGUUGGACCCCAGAGGAGGUGGAAUGCCAGCGUCGUCUGGUGCAGUUCACCCGCUCCCAGACCGGCAGCACGAUCAAUGCGGAGUUCAAGCCCGUGACUCCCGAGGACCGCGCACCCAACAGCAUCUGCAUUAGCUGCAUUCGCUGGGAGGGCAAAGAAGAGUGCUUCGUCACGAGUGUUGACACGAUUUACCUGCUUGAAUCGUUGGUUGCUGUGCGCUUCACUGUCGAGGAGAAGAACCGCAUCCGACGAAACCUCGAAGGGUUCCGCCCGCUCACUGUCUCAAAGGCCAAGGCCGACAGCGAGGAGUUCUUCAAGGUCAUCAUGGGCUUCCCUGCACCCAAGCCGCGAAACAUUGAGAAGGAUGUGAAAGUGUUCCCAUGGAGCAUCCUUGCCGAGGCCUUGAGAAAGAUUAUUGGAAAAUAUUCUGCUAGCUAUUCGUCUACUGCCGGGGUGCUGCCAACGCCUAUGACAAACUACGCCAGCCAUGGCACUGGUUCCGAGUCCGGGACCGAGCCUCAUGGUGCUGGUUCCCCCCAGUCGAUCUCCGAUUCUGGCCCGGUCAACGCAUAUGGCCACCACGCCUUGCCUGCUCCGAUAUAUGGCCCGCAGACCGAUCAGUCUUGUGCUUCAAUAACUGCUGCUCCUGAUCUUCGCUCAGUGAUACCUUCCGUUAGCCAGCCAUACUCCUCAGUUGGGACGUAUUCAUAUCCGGCCAUGUGUCAUCCCCACAGCGUCCACGGCCUCGUCGCUCCGACUCCGCGGACAUCCUGGGAGCUGCGCAGUCUCGGAGCUACUACUCCCUCGACCGGUGCAUCGGCCAACACAUGCUACACGUACCUGGACCCCGUGUACCCCCUUCACCACGCGGCACCUGGCCCCUGA